This is a messenger RNA of Canariomyces notabilis, 261 nucleotides long. Its product is annotated as HET-domain-containing protein. Lineage: Eukaryota; Fungi; Ascomycota; Sordariomycetes; Sordariales; Chaetomiaceae. The transcript has a single exon. The record is from RefSeq and is a predicted model, not a curated record. The annotation marks the transcript as partial.
UACGAAGCCAUCUCAUACGUCUGGGGCGAUGAGACCUUCCCGCAACCCAUCCUCGUCAACGGCCGCUUCCUCGCCAUCAGACGCAACCUGCACAACGCGCUAUACCACCUCCGCCACCCCCGAGAAUCGGGACGCCGCCGCACCCUUUGGGUCGAUGCCCUCUGCAUCAACCAAUCCGACAUGCACGAGCGGAACCAUCAAAUCUCACUCAUGCGCAACAUCUUCAGCAAUGCGCGCCAGGUCAUUGCCUGGCUGGGCGAA